Molecule: messenger RNA, 1016 nt
Organism: Patella vulgata (common limpet)
Lineage: Eukaryota; Metazoa; Mollusca; Gastropoda; Patellidae
Product: NADH dehydrogenase [ubiquinone] iron-sulfur protein 3, mitochondrial
Exons: 6
Coding region: 73-882 (269 amino acids)
Molecular function (GO): NADH dehydrogenase (ubiquinone) activity
Source: RefSeq, a predicted model, not a curated record
CUCUCUAACCCUGUUUAACCAAAUUUGAUAUGGAAUUUGAUAAUAUCAAUGACUUGUCCUUGAAGGUCGAAAAUGGCGUCCAGGCUGUGUCAAAUUUUGAGACCAGUUGUUUCUAAUUUGUCUAAGAAUCCAGUUUUUCAGAGACAAGUUUUAGCAUCAGCAGUGUGUCGCCUUCAAUCAACUCAGGUUACCAAAAGUGAGAGUAUUAAACCUACAGUUAGACCAGAAAAUCCUGUAUUGAAAAAAACCCUUUCUGAUUUUGGUGCUUAUUGCGGAGAAUGCUUGCCAAAAUAUAUUCAGACAGCUCAAGUUACUUCUGGUGAUGAAUUGGAAUUGUUAAUUCACCCAGAAGGCAUUGUCCAAGUCGUAACUUUUCUUAAAGAUCAUCAUAAUGGCCAAUUCCUGAACAUAGUAGAUAUAGCUGGUGUGGAUGUUCCUACAAGACAAUAUAGAUUUGAGAUAGUAUAUAUGUUUUUAUCACUGAGUUAUAAUUCUCGUAUUAAAGUCAAGACAUACACAGAUGAAUUAACACCUGUAGAUUCAAUAUGUUCUGUUUUUGCUGGUGCCAAUUGGUAUGAAAGAGAGAUAUGGGAUAUGUAUGGUGUAUUCUUUGCAAAUCACCCUGAUCUGAGGAGAAUUUUAACAGAUUAUGGAUUUGAGGGUCAUCCCUUCAGAAAAGAUUUCCCUCUAUCAGGAUAUGUUGAGGUGAGGUAUGAUGAAGAAGUAAAGAGAUGUGUUGUAGAGCCAAUUGAAAUGACACAAGAAUUUAGGAAGUUUGAAUAUACCACACCAUGGGAAACUUUUAAUACAUUUCGCACAUCUAAUGAAGAAGCAGACGCAUUAGCCCCACCAGAAUCUGAAUUGAAACCAGAAACAAAAUAAGCUUAAUUUAUGUGAUAAAAUUUAAAUAGACAAAACCUGUUAAUAAUUACUGACAUUGUUUGGAACAUCUGAUUUGUGCUAUACAUAUUUAAACUGUUAUUGUAGAGGAAUGUAAAUAAAUAUCAUCUAGAGAA